Molecule: messenger RNA, 438 nt
Organism: Bufo gargarizans (Asiatic toad)
Lineage: Eukaryota; Metazoa; Chordata; Amphibia; Anura; Bufonidae
Gene: IDNK
Product: IDNK gluconokinase
Exons: 4
Coding region: 72-413 (113 amino acids)
Cellular component (GO): cytoplasm
Molecular function (GO): gluconokinase activity
Source: RefSeq, a predicted model, not a curated record
UCUCCCCCUGCGAAUUAGAUUCCUUUUCAUGCUUUAAUAAUUGACAUAGUGAUUACAACAGCAGGAGGGGAAUGACUAAGCACUGGUCAUUGGAGUACGUGUUUUUCACUUCCUCGUCGUCUGGCAUUGCUCUGUGUGGCCUACAAAGUAUACAGGAGCUGGGGAAGGAUUCCACUGUGUCUUCCUGGUGGCAGCUAGGUCCUAGGAGAAGUUAUGAUAAUCGUGGUGAUGGGAGUGAGCGGCUCUGGGAAAACAGCAGUAGGAUCUCAUCUGGCAGAUCAGGAUGCAAAUUCUAUGAUGCAGAUGAUUAUCAUCCCAUGGAAAAUAAAAAGAAGAUGUCUCAAGGGAUACCACUAAAUGAUCAGGACAGACAUCCUUGGUUGUGCUCACUCCAUGAAUUAAUAAAGAGGUGAGUAUAUAUCCUGCACCCAGAUUAAA